Molecule: messenger RNA, 1319 nt
Organism: Chenopodium quinoa (quinoa)
Lineage: Eukaryota; Viridiplantae; Streptophyta; Magnoliopsida; Caryophyllales; Amaranthaceae
Product: RING-H2 finger protein ATL78-like
Exons: 1
Coding region: 265-969 (234 amino acids)
Biological process (GO): protein ubiquitination
Molecular function (GO): transferase activity
Source: RefSeq, a predicted model, not a curated record
UUAACCUUUAGAGUGGGAGCAAUAGUAAACUCUCGGAUAUGUAUGAAAUGUAUCCAUCAAACCUCAAUCAUUUUUUUUUAUUCUUUAUUUUUUUAAUUCUUUUUUUUUUUCAAAGGUUAAAAAUCAUUUAAUCUUAAUGUGCCUAAGGUCACAUGACCAAGCCCUUGCCUCUGUGGUCUAUAUAUACUCAUCCAUAACACAGGCACUAAGGACGGCUAAUCCUGCAAACUUCAAACACACACACACACAACAAAGAAAAAAACCAUGUCACCAUCCACACUCUCUCCUCUACUAUACCAACAACUAAUGAACCUUCAAUCCUCAAGAAGGUUGCUACAGCACCACCCUCUUUACCACCCUCCGCCUACAGCCGCUACGCCUCCACCUCCACCCAUGGCUAACAACCCUGUAGACCCCACAGAGCCUUACAGCGGAACUAAUGGCUUUGAUGCAAAUGUAGUAAUGGUACUAUCAGUCCUCUUGUGUGCCUUAAUCUGCUCACUAGGACUAAAUUCCAUAAUCAAGUGUGCUCUACGAUGCUCGAAUUUCAUGCCUACUGAAUCUAAUGACAGCAGUAACGACCCAAGCUCAGAAGAUACAGGCAUCAAGAAGAAAGCUUUAAAGACUUUUGCUGUAGUAAAUUACUCACCGAACCUGAAGCUCCCCGGUCUUGGUACCGAAUGUGUUAUAUGCUUGUCAGACUUCGCCCCAGGAGAAAAGUUGAGGCUACUGCCUAAAUGCCAACACGGAUUCCAUAUCAAAUGUAUUGAUAAGUGGCUCAAUACUCACUCUUCAUGCCCAACCUGCAGGCACUGCUUGAUUGAAACAUGUCAGAAGAUCGUUGGCUGUGAUCAGGCUGCUAGCUCGUCGCAGCCUGAUCCACAGCCACUUCCACCUCAGGCAACUAUCAUAAAUAUAGCACCAUUAGAACGUGAAGAUUUGGUAAGAAGUUAUAGAGCUAAUAGUUAGUGCUAGCAUCCUUAGUUCAAUUCGUCGAAACAAAAACUUGUACAUUAGUAAGGUCAAGCCCUCGGAAACAGAGUAAAUCAUGUAACAAGUUUAUCAAUAGCAUCCAAUUAAGAUUUGUAUAGUCAGGAACUAUUGGUAGCUUCAAGUACAUGUUUCAAGUAGCAUAUUGUACGAUUUGCAACAACAAUGACAAUGUUUCAGUACCGAUCCUGCGUGCAGGAUCUGAGUAAGUCCAACUUACAGAGUCUUAUCCUAAGUUCUUAACCACUAAAAGCUUAAAAAAGCAAUUAUCAAAGGAAAAAGACAAGCAUGUAAUGUGGCAGACGAAAAUAGAAAUCAAAUUUAUGUAA